This is a messenger RNA of Formica exsecta, 964 nucleotides long. RefSeq lists its product as uncharacterized. The transcript has a single exon. The record is from RefSeq and is a predicted model, not a curated record. Lineage: Eukaryota; Metazoa; Arthropoda; Insecta; Hymenoptera; Formicidae. The annotation marks the transcript as partial.
AUGGGCCUGCAGGUAGUGCCUCAAAAGACCGAGGCGCUAUUCAUGCAUAAAAAAAAGAGGGGGAAGCAUGGGGCUCCCCCCGCCGAGGCCUAUGUCACGGUAGGUGACAUCUCCGUCCGGGUGGGGGACCGAUUAAAAUACCUCGGUCUCUACCUGGACGCGGCUUGGAGUUUUGGCGGGCACUUUGAGCGCUUGGCCCCCAGGGCGGAGUCGGUGGCUAUUAGCCUGAGCCGACUCUUGCCCAAUCUUGGGGGCCCGGAUGGCCUAUAUGCGAACACCGUCCGGGCGGUGGCUUUUUAUGGGUCACCGGUGUGGGCGGACGCCCUGAUGGCCGAAAGGCGCGGCAGGAUGCUGCUGCGCCGAGUAUUUCGGAGGGUGGCCAUCAGGGUUGUCCGCGGUUACAGGACGGUGUCGCACACGGCGGCCACAUUAUUGGCGGGGACGCCGCCCGUCGAGCUCUACGCCGAUAUGUACGCCCACGUGUACAGGCGUACGCGGGAGGCUAGGCGGCUAGGCGUGUCGUUGACCCCAAGGGUCAAGGCCGCCGUGAGACUCCAGGCCAGGCGACGCGCUUUGGAGAGGUGGGACGUCCGACCCCGCGACCCCCGAGAUACAUCGGGGAGGCGCGUCGUCGAGGCCAUCCGGCCCCAUUUGGUCAAAUGGGCUGAUCGGGCCGGUGGCGAGAUGUCGUACCGUGCGACGCAGGUGUUCACGGGCCAUGGAUGCUUCGGCUCAUACCUGUGUCGCAUCGGUAAAGAGGACAGCGCGCGCUACCACCAUUGUGUCCUCGUCCAAAUAAUAGGCGAAACUGACUUCUCGCUCUCGAGCAUCGUAGCGGUCAUGCUCGAGAGCGAGGAGUCCUGGAGGGCGGUCUCCUCCUUCUGUGAAGCAGUAAUGCUGCAGGAGGAGGCCGAAAGAGAGCGGGAGCGACUCUCCGGAGGACGCCGGAGAGCUCGCGGCCGAG